CUUUCCAAUCAGUUUGCAGAAAUCAAUCGCAGACGCACAAUGUGCUGCAAUUGCUGCAGUGUCCGCCAACAGAAGAUCUGGGUCUUCAGCCUGGGUGGCCUGAUCCUGGUCUUUGGGAUUUUCCUGGCCACAGCCUGGCCGGCCGUAUACCGUCCGUGGCUUCGCAGUAUCAUGCCCCUGUCGCCAGGCUCCUUCAUUUACAAGCGCUGGGUCACCACGCCAGUGCCCUUGUACAGCUCGAUUUACUUAUUCAACUGGACCAAUCCGGAGGAUUUGGACACCGUGGGCGUGAAGCCCAACUUUGAGCAGCUCGGGCCGUACGUUUUCAGCGACUACAAGGUCAAGGAGGAUUUGGUGUGGCAGCAGCCGGAGGUGACUUAUUACGGCAAGCGCACUUGGCACUUUCUGCCCGACAAAUCCAAUGGCUCACUCGACGACGUGGUGGUGGCUCCGCACUUUGUGUCUUUGACAGCUGCCUCGUACUCACGCCAAUUCCGACAUAUCCUGCGCAAGGUUAUGAACUUUACCCUCAGUCGCGAGGGCGGUGACAGCAAGAUGACCCACACAGCCGGCGAGUGGCUCUUUGAUGGCUACUACGAGAGCCUGCUGGACUUUGUGGAGCAGCUCCACUCGCCACUGCUCCCGAUUUACGACAGCAACUUCAGCUGGUUCUACGAGCGGAACAACUCCAAGACCGCCGAGGGAAACUUCACAGUGCACACCGGCCACGGAGAUCUGAGCCAGUUGGGCGACAUUAUGCUCUGGAAGGGGGAGAACCAUACUGGCUUCUAUCCCGGCGAGUGCGGAAAAGUCAAUGGCAGUACCGGAGAGUUGUGGUCCCCGGAUCGCCGAUGGGAUCAGCCCACCACCAUUUUCCUGCCGGACGCGGCGCGCUUCUUGAACCUGUUUCCUCGGGAAAACCUAACCAUCGACGGCGUAGAUUUUUGGCGGUAUGAGUCCACCAAUCGCACCCUUGACAAUGGGCAACUGUCGCCGGACACCAAGUGCUUUUGUCUCGAGAAUCGGGAGUGCCCUCGCAAUGGAGUCCUGGAUUACGGACCGCCAGCCUUUAACGGACCAUUCUACAUGUCCCAUCCGCACUUUUAUCUCACCGAUGAGCUGUACCGGGAGAACACCACAGGACUGAGUCCGAACGCCUCGGAGCACGGCAUGCAUGUGAUUAUGGAGCCGACCCUGGGCAUUCCCCUCGACCUGAGGGGCCAGCUGAUGAUAAGCGUGCGAGUGCAACGGGACGAAGCCAUUGACUUUUUCCAAAAUGUUUCUUAUGAUCAUUAUGCUCCUCUAUUUACGAUGCGAAUGCAUGGGGAACUGGACGAGGACCUGACCAAAUUGCUGAAGCUUGCUUUGAAUGCACCACUCAUUGGCCAGCUUAUUGGAAUCGGAUUACUUUUGAUCGGCAUUAUAAUAAUCUUAACAGGUGUUUUUGUCACAAAGAAUCAAAAGUGGUACCACCAACACCGAAGCACAGAGGAUACCAGUCGUAAAGCAAAUUUGGCUGGCAAAUGAUUCAAAUGCACUCAAGCCGAUAAGAAAGCCAAAGCAACAAAGCAGUAAUCUCCCUAAUCAUUGGAUUUUUUUAGGCCUUUUUUUAAAGCUGUUAUCGUCUUUAAAGGCCGGGCCAUAAAAAAUGCAAACUACGUGCUCGACUGGAUUAUCCAAUUUCGUUCAGGUGUUGCCCAGCUGUGGGAAUCUAGAAUUACACAAAAUUAUGGCCUUUCAAAUAUGCUAAAAUUUAUUAAUAUGUUAAUAAUUGUUUUUUGUUGUUCGUUCGUGAGGCUAGAAUCCUUGGGCACGUAAGCUGAAUACAUACUUUAUGGCGUACGAACUCUUUCACCACAAAAAGCAAAGCAAAAGCAGAAGCAACAGCAAAGCAAAGGCAACCGCCUCGGCAAGAAAGGCAGCAAAUACCAAACUGGAAAUUUGAAAAAUGCCAAAAGAAUAUUAUAAGCGACUAAUUUAUAUGCACCAAGCACGCAAACUUACGUUUUGCACACACAUUGUUGGUUGCCCAUCGAAAGGACGAAGGAACAAGUUAAACAAUGUAUGAAAAUAUGAAAAUUAUAUGACUGGCAGUAUGUGUCGGCCAUAACUUUAACGAAAUAUUUGUGCUAGGUAGUAGGUAUUUUUGGAUAAUAAAUACUUGGAAAAGCUAUUCUAAAAUUAAACUAAAUGUUGGAAUAUUUUGUGGAAUAGAAAGAGUACCAUUUGCAGUUUAAAAACCUCAUAGAAUUAAAUAAAUUGGAUUUUU
Molecule: messenger RNA, 2269 nt
Organism: Drosophila ananassae
Lineage: Eukaryota; Metazoa; Arthropoda; Insecta; Diptera; Drosophilidae
Product: protein croquemort
Exons: 4
Coding region: 40-1527 (495 amino acids)
Cellular component (GO): membrane; cytoplasm
Molecular function (GO): scavenger receptor activity
Source: RefSeq, a predicted model, not a curated record